UAUUUUUGUUGCAUGAUUUUGGCACGUGUUCCAGAAUUUUGAUUAUAGUGUUUUGUUUUAUUUGAAUUAUAUUGUAAAAGUGAUGAAAUGUCGACUCGUAAACUGAAAAAAGUUUCGUUUGGUAAAAAAGAAAUACCGUAUUUCUGUGCUGAAGAUGGUGGCUACCUAGAACCGGACGAUGCAAAUGAACAAACGUAUCAAAUCACGCAGAAAGAGAUUGUGAAAUCUGUGGAUAUAACAUCUGCUGCGAAACAUUUUGAUCUACAUUUGCCACAUUUAGGUCCAUAUAAAUUAGAUUAUUUUCGAAACGGGCGUCAGCUAUUGAUUGGUGGCCGAAAUGGACAUGUAGCCGCAUUCGAUUGGAUCUCUAAAAAUCUCAGCUGUGAAUUUAAUGUUCGUGAAUCAGUUCACGCCAUCAAAUGGUUACAUAUGCCUACGAUGUUUGCCGUAGCUCAAGCGAAUUGGACUUAUGUUUAUGAUGAAAAUGGAACCGAAAUUCAUUGUCUUAAGCGGUUAUAUCGUGUAUAUGAGCUAGAUUUCUUGCCUUAUCACUUCCUAUUGGUAGCUGCGUCUGACAAUGGAUUCCUAUCAUGGCUAGAUGUAUCCACUGGUAAUUUGGUGGCAAAUUUUCGGAUGAAAGUCCCACGUCUUACUUGUCUUACGCAUAAUCCUAAUAAUGCAAUCACAUUCACCGGGCAUCCAAAUGGAACAGUCCGGUUAUGGUCACCGAAUAAUAAUGAACCAUUGGUGCGUUUGCUUUGUCAUCCUUCAGCAGUACUAGAUGUCGCUAUUGAUAAUCGAGGACUAUUCAUGGUUACUACCGGUGCGGAUAGAUCAGUUCGCAUAUGGGACAUUCGUAAUUAUCAAUGUAUGAACACAUUUCGAGUUCAAUCAACACCAUCUCGCAUAACCUUGAGCCAGAAAAAUUUACUUGCAAUUGGUUCUGGAAAUGAAGUGAAAAUUUUCAAUAGAUAUUCCGAUCAAACAGAUAAGCCAUAUAUGCGACAUCAAAUGGAUUUAAGAACAUCGGUCAUUUCAUCAUUGCAAUUUUGUCCUUUUGAAGAUGUACUUGGUAUUGGUCAUCAAGAUGGUUUCACAUCCAUAUUGGUGCCCGGUUCGGGUGAAGCGAAUUUUGAUGCAUUAGAAGCAAAUCCAUAUAUGACCAAAUCUCAACGUCGUGAAAUGGAAGUAAAGGCAUUGUUGGAAAAAAUCAAUCAUGAAUUGAUUACAUUAGAUCCGGAUUUUCUAGCUAAACGUUGUGAUGAUUUACAAAUUCAACAGCGAUCAACGAUGAAGAUAAAAAAGAAAAAAUCCAAUAAACAUCGAUUAAUGAAUAAAACGAUCGAUGUCUUGGAAGAAGAAAAUCCAAUAGCAGAUUCCAUUAAUGAUAAAACGGAUCAUCAUCAAUCAGAAAAACCGAUAUUACGACGAAAACGUGGCAAGAAAAAUUUGGCAGCGAAAUUACGAUCAAAAGCGGCACGUAAAGAAAAACGACGACGAAGCCUUGUGCAACAAAAACUAUCGAAUCGAAAGUCAUGAAUAAUGCAAAGAAAAACAUUGUAAAAAUUUCAUUUUAUUUUGAUUUUUUAAAUUAUAUAAUUUUAAAAUGUAAA
Molecule: messenger RNA, 1613 nt
Organism: Dermatophagoides pteronyssinus (European house dust mite)
Lineage: Eukaryota; Metazoa; Arthropoda; Arachnida; Sarcoptiformes; Pyroglyphidae
Product: WD repeat-containing protein 46
Biological process (GO): maturation of SSU-rRNA from tricistronic rRNA transcript (SSU-rRNA, 5.8S rRNA, LSU-rRNA)
Cellular component (GO): nucleolus; 90S preribosome; small-subunit processome
Molecular function (GO): protein binding
Source: RefSeq, a predicted model, not a curated record